UAGGAGGGGGUCGAUCGCCCUCGCUCUCAUCUGCGCACAGUGUGUGUGGCAGGGGGAUAAAGUCGCCGGCGCUCGGGUUUCCCCGGAUAACCUUUUAUUAUUAUUAUUAUUAUUUUUAAAGGGAGGCAGAAGCAAGACGCAGCCCCUCAGAAUUAACACCUCGAUCCGCUACGUUAUCCGCAGCGGAUUGUCUUGAGGCUGCGAUAUUCCUUCCUGCUCUCCGAGGGACCAUGCCUGCCAGAUUUGGGGGCUUGGUGACUAAUGCUCGCUUGCUUUCGUUGCUGCUGCUGCUGCUGCUGCUUCUCUCGCAGGUCCACCUCCACAGAACUACGGGCCCCCGGUUUUUAAUAAGUGAUCACGACCAAGAUCCUCAAUGUAACCUUCAGUGCUCCAGAUCUGCUGUCAAGCCUCUCUGCGCUUCUGAUGGCAGGACUUAUGAAUCAAUGUGUGAUUAUCAGAGAGCCAAGUGCAAGGAUUCCAAUCUGAAUGUGGCACAUCGAGGCAGAUGUAAAGAUGCUGGUCAGAGCAAAUGCAGAUUAGAAAGAGCUCAAGCACUGGAUCAAGUGAAGAAGCCACAAGAAGCGGUCUUCGUUCCAGAGUGUCACGAGGAUGGAUCAUUUACCCAAGUCCAGUGCCACACCUACACUGGAUAUUGCUGGUGUGUCACUCCAGAUGGCAAGCCUAUCAGUGGUUCUUCUGUGCAGAACAAAACUCCUGUAUGCUCAGGCUCAGUAACCGACCGGCCAUUAGGACAGGGUAAUUCUGGAAGAAAAGAUGAUGGUUCAAAACCAACACCCACCAUGGAAACACAACCAGUUUUGGAUGGAGAAGAAAUUACAGCCCCUACACUUUGGAUUAAACACUUGGUCAUCAAAGAUUCCAAACUGAACAGCUCUAGUAUGAAAAAUUCAGAAAAAAUUAAUUCGUGUGAUCAAGAAAGGCAGAGUGCACUUGAGGAAGCCAAGCAGAAUCCACGUGAAGGAAUUGUUAUCCCUGAAUGCGCCCCUGGAGGACUGUACAAACCGGUGCAGUGUCAUCAGUCCACCGGCUACUGCUGGUGUGUUCUGGUAGACACUGGUCGCCCCCUACCUGGCACUUCCACUCGAUAUGAGACCCCUGUAUGUGAAAGCGAUGCUCGAUCCAGAAAUCCAGAGAUUGAUGAUCCUUUCAAAGACCGAGAACUUCCAGGUUGCCCAGAAGGGAAAAAAGUAGAAUUUAUUACCAGUUUACUAGAUGCUCUCACCACAGAUAUGGUACAGGCUAUUAACUCAGCAGCACUUGCUGGAGGUGGAAGGUUCUCUGAGCCUGAUCCCAGUCAUACGCUGGAAGAGCGGGUGGUACAUUGGUACUUCAGCCAGCUGGACAACAAUAACAGCAGCGACAUCAACAAAAGGGAGAUGAAACCCUUCAAGCGCUACGUGAAGAAGAAAGCCAAGCCCAAGAAAUGUACACGACGCUUCACUGACUACUGUGAUCUCAACAAAGACAAGUCCAUCUCACUUCAGGAAUUGAAAGGCUGUUUGGGGGUCAGGAAGGAAGAAGGCAGCAUCCCACACGGAAAAAGGCAAGGCGUUAAUCCUUUCAUAGGACGUCUUGUCUAAGAGGAUAUGCCUUGGAUGGAUGGACGGAAAGAAGGAAGGAGAUAGGAUGCAUGACCAUCUGAAAACAUGUAGGACUGGCAACACCCAGUAUAGCAGAAGUGGCAGUCAUAACAUUUGCACUUUGUUAAAAAAAAGAAGAAGAGAAAAAUUGUCUACAUAUACUACAGGGUUUUUUUUAAUAAUCUGAAGAAAAGACCAUUGAAAUUUGGAAAGAAAACUGAACAUCUACUUGUGAUUUAAAUCUUAAGAAUUGCCUGGACUUGAAAAAAUGUUUAAUAUACUGUACAUAAAAUGUAAAUUACACAGUGAUUUUCUGUUGGUUAUAGGAUGACUAUUGGAUUCCUGCCCAGUUUUUGUUUCCUUUGUUUCCUUUUUAAGAGGCACAGCAGUUUCAGAAAUGUCUUCCUGGACAGGAGUGUCUUCUAACGCCACUCAAUCUUUGUUAAGUGAUAUAAGCUCUGCCUUCAUUACAUUCAUUGCAGAGAUUAUUGGAUGGUUGUAAAUCACUGAUGAAGAAAUGAUCUAAAUAUGUAAUCUAUGGCAGGGCCUCCAGUUCCAGUCCACGGACUGCUAGCAGUCUGCAGCCUAUUGGGAACUGGGCCGCACAUGUGGCUGGUGAGAAUGCCAAGCUCCAUUUGCACAAGCGGCAGGCAUGCGCGCGGAACCAUCUCCUCUUCCUGCCGCUACCGCUGCUGCCAGUCUGUGGAGCCAGAAAGGUUGGGGAUCAGUGGUCUGGAGAAUAUUCGAGAAAUGUAAAAGUGAGCAGUAUGGAAUUAUAAAUGGGGGGGGGGACUUCAUGGCACUGCAGAUGUGUGACUUUAAAAUACAUCUGUUUAGCCAGCAUAUCCAGUGUUCACAGGCAGAAAUAAAUGAGACAAAAUCUCUGCCCAGUUCAGGAAUCGAAAAUAAAACAUCCUUACAAAAUAGCUGUCAUAACCUGGCUUGAGCACCUCCUAUGCACAAAGCCCAGCCUAGAUACUUGGUUCCUUGAGUGAACUGUUCCUAUUGAUAGGAUUUUUUCCCCUCUCAUUCAGAAGGAAUCUCCCUUCAGUUCAUUAUUCUGGAACAAGAGAGGACUUUGGAUAUUAUUUUGUGUGAAGUGUUGUUCCACAUUGUAGUGUCCACCAGUUGACCAUUGUAGUAGACUACGGAGGUCUGAGGCCCAGUACAGCCAGAAUCUCACUACUUAUAUUUUUAAUUUCUUGGCCCUGGCUGUUUUAGUGUUUAGGGAAAGCAAGAGUGAGUUGCAACAAUGGAUUUUUUAGUAUUGUGGAUCUUGAAAAUUUACUGUACAUAGGUGGAAGUUUGAAACUGGCAAAAACAUUUUCUUCUUUUUAAAAUCUGUGUUGAAUCAUUUCACAGGUUUACCAUAAAAUGGAUUUUUGUCUCGUGGAUCGCCAGCUUCCCCUGCUGGCUUCUCAGAUGUAUCACAUACGAUGAAUGUGAUUCAAACUCUUCUUUGCAUAUUAUGUUCUUUUUCCUUUCUUUUGUUCAUCCACACUUAUUCUGGAUGCAUUCAAAUUACUUUGUUUGAAUAUGCAGUGUAAAAAGUCUACUUUGUCCAUAUGAAUGAAGAACAAUUUGUAAAUAAUGUUGUUAAAAGAGUUUUUGUUCACUCGGAUCUUUCUCUCAGCCCCUGAUACUUAUUGUUAACAAUGCCAGAGAAUCAGAGACCAUGCCAAAUUCUUCUGUCACUUUGUCUUACUAUUUUGUGAAAAUGAAUGUUGUUUAGUUCUGUCAAAGGGCAUCUGUGGUGCCUUUAGUUUGGUAGUUUUUCUUCUGAAGAACUUCUUUCAGAACCUGUUGGGUUAGAACAACAUAUAAGCCCCAGUAAAUUAAUAAAGAUACAUAAACUUUU
This is a messenger RNA of Ahaetulla prasina, 3459 nucleotides long. It is a transcript of the gene SMOC1, whose product is annotated as SPARC related modular calcium binding 1. The transcript is spliced from 13 exons. The coding region runs from base 231 to 1601 and encodes 456 amino acids. Gene Ontology annotation, molecular function: protein binding; heparin binding; extracellular matrix binding. The record is from RefSeq and is a predicted model, not a curated record. Gene Ontology annotation, biological process: extracellular matrix organization. Lineage: Eukaryota; Metazoa; Chordata; Lepidosauria; Squamata; Colubridae. Gene Ontology annotation, cellular component: basement membrane.